Oncorhynchus mykiss (rainbow trout) is the source of this 1106-nucleotide messenger RNA. RefSeq lists its product as uncharacterized. The record is from RefSeq and is a predicted model, not a curated record. Lineage: Eukaryota; Metazoa; Chordata; Actinopteri; Salmoniformes; Salmonidae.
CUCAACACCCAUCGUCAUGAAUAUUCAUAAUUUGACACUUUGUGGGAGUUGAUGUGGAUCUCCUUGUGUAUAAAACCCAGCACCUCUCAUUGCAUCUUUGCUUGGGGAUGCUUGACUAAGACGAAAUCUAAGGAAAGCAUUUAACAGGUCCCUAUACAGACUGAACUUAAGACAAUGGAGACCAUAAACGAAAUCAUUCCAUUCGCUAAGGAGAUGCUGAGCCAGAGGCCCAGUCGAGGCAUGAUGAAGGUGUACCUGCUGGGUUCUACCCUGGCAUUUUUUGGAGUUGUCGGUGGGCUGGUGGAAACGGUCUGCAUGCCAUUUUGUGAACAGGAGCCAUUAGAUGAGGAAAUGAUCAAGCUGAUCACAGAGGAGAAGAAGAGGCAAAUGCUGGAGCCAGAGAUAACCACUGUCGAGCCUGAUGUUGUGGAUGAGUUGCAAACAGAGAUUGAUGCUAAGAAGCCACUGGAAGGUCGUCAGAGGAGGGCGUCUAUCAGGUCACCUGCCUGUUGAAGAUGCACUGCAACAACAUCUUAUGUUACACACACUAAUGAAACCAACACUCAGAACACAAAAUGUGGUGAAAUAAGCUGUCAACCAGGCAAUCAAAAGAGAUUGCACUUGGUGAUUUUUGUCAUGAUAAUUUGGCCAUGUUUAGGGACCCCUUGACUUAUUAUUAAUGAGAAGAGAAGAGGCUGAAUGGAUGGAUGGACGAAUGCAACAACAAGCUACAGUGAUGACUGGCUGCUGGGCAGCAGAAGCUCUGUGACUGAUUGAGAAUUUGUAUUUUCUUUUGGCUUCCUAAUAAACCUAUUUUAGGUUACCACUGGGUCAUGAACUGGUUAAUGUCAAACAGUGCUGUGAGUAGUCUACUGUAGCCUAUCUAAUUAUUUAUAUAAACCCUAGAUGACUGUUUUAAAGCCACUGCACAGGUCUUUUUGUACUCCAUUGUAAAAAAUAUUUUGGAAGCUAUAGAAAUGCAUUUAUAAAUGUGUAUAUUCGUUUUUGCUAAGUAUAUUCUAUUACAUACACAUUGAUGCAUACAUUUCAAUUGUAUUAUGUGAACUGAACAUAAAAACAAAAAAAUAAAGACAUUAAUAAAAACA